This is a messenger RNA of Blastomyces dermatitidis ER-3, 929 nucleotides long. RefSeq lists its product as uncharacterized. Lineage: Eukaryota; Fungi; Ascomycota; Eurotiomycetes; Onygenales; Ajellomycetaceae. The coding region runs from base 69 to 566 and encodes 165 amino acids. The transcript is spliced from 2 exons. The record is from RefSeq and is a predicted model, not a curated record.
GCCGGUUUCAGGUCUCGCGCUCCCCGUCCCAGGUAUUGGGAUAUAUCAUAUGUCUCUCCUUCAAUAUAAUGGCUGAGAAGAGCCUACGAGAAGACUUACAAGAAGACUAUGGAGAUUACGGGACUAAUUAUCUUCUUAUAACGCUGGCUGUGGGAGGAGAAGCAGGGUCCAUAGGGAUGGGCCACGCAGCUGUGACCGCAGCGCCCUUGCACCGCUUGCGAGCUCGCGUGGAUGAACGCAUACUGUCCCCACCAAGCCGAGAACAUUUUUUUAGGAUGAUUUUAGAUCUACCGUCAGCUUCCAGCAAUCAGCUAAGCUGCCUGCUAGCUGUACCUGCCGAACGAAUGUCAGGAGUCUGUCGUCUGUCCUUCACCACGCAGCCCACCCAGGGUCCAGCAAACUGCCAAAGUCGCACUUCGGUCUCAGUCCGGCGUGCGCUUACGCUGCGUAGUUUGCUCGAGUUUCCAAGCAGCAUGGAUGCAUGGAUACCUGCAUCAGAGACCAAUAACGGAAAGGCAUGGCGAGGCCUCCGGAAGCCAUUCCAGGUCUCCCCGGCACCCGCCUAGCUGGGUAUGGUUCUGAACCAUCACCGCACUAACUGCUGUUUAAAACGGUGCAAAGCCUCCCCAAAACCGAGAAGCAGGACGGCUACUCGAGGGACAAACCCCUUGUGAAUGUUGGCGUCUUGCUCUCUCCUUUUAUGUCCUUUAGGCUUUUUGACAGCAAUAAUAAUAUCUUCGUAUCGUUCGUCGUUCUGAAUACUAUUAAUAGCAGCAAAACCUACCAGCCGCAGCCGCCUGCAGGGGCCGAUGAGUUUGUACAGGUAUUUCCCCAACGGCUAGAAGCAUACAUACAUAAUACAUAGUACAUACAUAAAAACCGUGCGUGGAAAACGGUCGCCCUGCAUCAACCCAAUAUUAAUGCCCACU